AUGAACACUCAAAACAAUACUAUGAACGAUGACAAAUGUCCUUCAGUACGUCGUAUUAUUGACCAAUUAAAACAAAACCAAAUUGAAGAAAUUAAUUUGUAUGACAAUCAUAAAAAAACAUUAUUAUCAAUUUGUGAAUAUCUUAUUGAUUCAGGAAUUAAUUCUGACCUUUUUGAACAAUGUUUAACACAACAAGUAUUCAUGGAAUCAGACAUUCCACAAUCUCUUCAUAAUAAAAGAUCGUUAGCAUUUGUUAUUCAAUUUCUUGAAUGUGUAGAACCUCCAUGUUGUGAAGUAGAGAAUUUACCAAAAGUUAUAGCUAAUGUAAUUCAAAUUUAUUGUUCUGAUAGUAAUGCAGAAAUAUUAAAAACUGUUCCUUCAUUAAUUGGAAUUGUUGGAAUGAUUUCUGUGUUUCAUAUGUUUGCGCGUUCUCAAAUACAACCAAGUGAUCUAAAUCGAGAAUUAAAUAUUUUACUUCCUGCAGCAUCUGAACAACCAUAUGUAGCUUCAUCUAGAAAAUAUUGUUUAGCAGCUACAGAAGCAUUAUUAAAAGCACCACCAAAAGAUGAAACAACUGACAGUUUUAAAUAUUUAUCAACUAUACCUGAAGUACAAUAUAUUCUUUCUCGAUAUCCAUUGGAUAGAACAAUAGAUCAUAUUAAACAAUUAUUAUAUCAAUAUAAAGAGAGUAGUAUACAAUCAACAUUAAGAGAUGUUUUCUAUGGAUAUCUUGAUGGUAGAGUUGUUUCUAAACCGUUUUCAUGGCCUACAACUGAUUUUAUUUCAAUUAAAGAAAUACAAACAGCUAUGAACCUUGAUUCAUCAACAUUUCAAUCAAUUGUAUUAGGAGAAGACCAAAAAGUAAAAGAAUUCUUAAACCAACAACAACCAGAUACCUUUGAAACAAUACAAAAUCAACAACUCCCUGCUAGUACACAACCAUUAGCCCAACAACAAAGGCAGCUUAUGCAAGUACAACCUAAAAUCAAACAAGAAAAAGAAGAACGUAGUAUAAAAAAAAAGUCAUUAAAUUCUAAAAACCAAGAAGCUACAAAACCAAAAAUGGAAGACGAUGAACAUAGUAAAUUAAAGAAAAAGAAAAGAAGAUUUAGUGAAGAGGAAACACAAAAUUUAAUCGAAGGAGUUCAACAAUUUGGUAUUGGACAUUGGAAAAGCAUCUUAAAUGCUUAUAAAUUUGAUGGUAGAAGUUGUGUUGAUUUAAAAGAUAAAUGGAGAAAUAUUGAAAAUUCAAGAAAUAGGAUAAAUAAACAAAAAGUCCAACCACAAGUACCUCAACCCCAUUCGAAUGCAUCUAUGUUACCUCCUUUUAAUUCUGAUAAUUUUUAA
Molecule: messenger RNA, 1347 nt
Organism: Entamoeba dispar SAW760
Lineage: Eukaryota; Evosea; Mastigamoebida; Endamoebidae
Exons: 1
Coding region: 1-1347 (448 amino acids)
Source: RefSeq, a predicted model, not a curated record